Molecule: messenger RNA, 5477 nt
Organism: Rhineura floridana
Lineage: Eukaryota; Metazoa; Chordata; Lepidosauria; Squamata; Rhineuridae
Gene: ACER2
Product: alkaline ceramidase 2
Exons: 6
Coding region: 343-1170 (275 amino acids)
Biological process (GO): ceramide metabolic process
Cellular component (GO): membrane
Molecular function (GO): hydrolase activity, acting on carbon-nitrogen (but not peptide) bonds, in linear amides
Source: RefSeq, a predicted model, not a curated record
AUUUAACGACUGUGCGCAGGCGCGCGGAGGAGCAGGCGGAGACAGGCUGGAAUGCGGCUCAGCUGGGAAGAGGCGUGCACUGGUACCGUUGAACAGCCUCCGGCCGUGCCUGAAGGAAGGAGGGACCUGGUUUAAAGUCCAACGGACUGCGAGAGGGAUAACGCUGCCGCGGAGAGACCUGCAUAUCCGGCUGCAGUGGGAGAAGCAGAUGCUACCUGAAUCCUUCUCUGUUCGGGAGCCGUCGCUGGAGCGCUGUUCUGCCUGCCUGGCAGACGCUCCUUCUCCGAGGUUUGCUCAUCGCAGGCAGAAUCUUGUUAGCAGACUCGACGGGGUGGGUUUGUCAUGAUUACCCUCCACUUGUGGGAUCACCUGAGGGCUGGCAGCUCCGAACUGGACUGGUGCGAGGAUAACUACACCAUUGUGCCCACCAUAGCCGAGUUCUAUAACACGAUAAGCAACAUCUUGUUUUUUGUUUUGCCACCCAUAUGUAUGUGCUUAUUCCGACAAUAUGCAACCUGCUUCAACAGCGGAAUAUAUUUAAUAUGGACCCUGCUAGUGGUUGUUGGAAUUGGAUCUGUCUACUUCCAUGCCACCUUAAGCUUCCUGGGUCAGAUGCUUGAUGAACUUGCCAUUCUCUGGGUUUUGAUGUGUGCUCUGGCUAUGUGGUUUCCCAGAAGAUAUCUACCCAAAAUGUUUAGAAAUGACAGGGGCCGAUUUAAAACAGCAGUGGGCAUCCUUUCUGGAAUCACUACCUGUCUUGCCUUCAUUAAGCCUGCCAUCAAUAACAUCUCGCUGAUGACUCUGGGUCUUCCCUGCAGUGCUUUGCUUGUUGCAGAGCUUAAAAGGUGUGACAAUGUGCGAGUAUACAAGCUGGGACUCCUUUCUGGUCUCUGGUGGAUGUUGGCACUCUUUUGUUGGAUUAGUGACCGAGCAUUUUGUGAGAUCUGGUCAUCGUUUAACUUUCCAUAUUUGCACUGUGUAUGGCACAUCCUCAUCUGCAUUGCUGCUUACUUGGGCUGCGUCUGUUUCGCCUAUUUUGAUGCUGUCUCGGAGAUCCCUGAGCAAGGCCCUGUCAUUAAGUUCUGGCCCAGUGAGAAAUGGGCUUUUAUUGGGGUCCCUUAUGUCUCCCUCCUCUGUGCUCACAAGAAAUCACCAUUGAAGAUUACAUGAUGGUGUUUUUAAUAUGCAGGGAAGAGGCAAUAGGACUACUUUCAUAUUAUCUGACUCACAAGCACACUGAUGUGUGCAAAGGUUUUAGGAGCAGCAGUGCCAUACUUCUGCAUCCUUUCUUAGUGGAACGCAGGGCCACCAAAUCCCCAUUUGGUUUUGGCAGCUCUGGAGUUUUUCUGUCAGAAGUCUGAAUUAGUGCUGGCAUCAUUUUGUCAUGUGCACUUUGUAUAGCAUUCUCUGAAUGGUUUUGCUGGAUAGAACUAGACAUCAUGGGAGAAAUGUGGUUGAUGCUGAAAAAAGCAAACCCAUAUCAUUGCCCACACCUCUUCCUGUAACAUGUUGUUGUAAAAAUGUGUGGCAUCUUCGGGUUUGAACUCCACCCCCUUCCCACGCACACAUUUAAUUGGCUGCCUGCCAUUCAUGGAGGGCAGGGAAAACUCAGAACAUGCUGACAUCACAUCAUGUCAGUAUUGUUAAUGUUAUGGGAGAGGGGAGGCAGUCACACAUUUCCCAUAAUGCCUAGCUCUGGACAGAAGUCUCUGCUGUAGACUCCGAGUAUAUUUACAUAUGCAUUUUUCACCGUGAAGUAACCAUAGGAUUCAUCUAUUAUUGAAGGGUUUUUAAAAGAUUAUUUUGCACAUCUACCAUUAUUUGGCUUUUUUGCAAACCUGGAGUAUAUUUAAACUGACAUUUACAGCAUGAAGGUCUUUCUAGCCUCCCUGGUCAAAUAUCUAGGGGUUGGGGAGAAGUCAUGAAGAAACAUGAGAAUAGAGAAGCUGGUUUUCUUAUUUGCUUGAUUUAGUGGUUUGCAUGUUUAGUAGCGAGAUCAUUCUGAUGCCCAUGUCCGCUUCUAUUAUAUGAUAAACUCAUCCUCGCUUGACAGGAGCGUUGUCCCCUGACAAACUGCGCUUUGAACUGCAAACAUCAGCAGAUGAAAAUGCUGACUUCUGUGCUGUGAAAGUUUCACAUCUUGAUUUCUGCAGGUCAAGUUGCUGUUGAAGGCAUAGGAGCAAGCCUGCCCAUUUUUUUUUGUCAGUUGGCAACCAUAUUUGGCAGGCAGAUUACUAAGUGAGUACAUGCACACUGGUGUUAGUUUCCACUUGAGGAAAAAGUCAUCCUUGUCCAUUGAGGGCUAAAGUGGCUUUCACUUCCUACCUUGUGACUCUUGUGUUCAGUGGAAUGUACCGCAGGCUUGAACUGAUGCAAAUUUAUAUUUGCUGUCUUGAAUUCUGCUGUCUUUACUCGGGACUACGAGGCAAACAGCAUGGAAGGUCUCUUUGUGCCUUUGUAUACCUGAAGCUGUGCACGCAGCUCUCAUGAGAGAGAUCUCCAAGCCAUUGCCAUGGUUGCAUCAGCCACCUUUUUAAAUAGAUGUGUCAUGCUCAGUGGUGGAUGUGGUUUGGCAGUGCCAAUGGGGUGGAAGUACCGGGACAGACCUUCCCACCUCCCUGGAAGAACUCUUGAACCUUCCCAAAUUGGGAUGCCAGCUGUCAUGCACAGCCCUUGCACAUCAUGCAUUUUUCAAAGACCUGGUGCUUUGGAAGCAUUGAGGAGGUGGAAAUCUAGGUUGAGUUUGUAACAAAACAAAUACUGGAGGAGAGAUGAGUUGAGGGAUCAGUUGCAGAUGCUAUUUAUAAUGGUGGGCAUUUGUACCAGGUUUGCAGCAUAAAGGGGACAAAUAAACCUAAGUUAGUCAUAGAGCAGACCCAUUGAAAUUCAUGGACAUGACUAACUUAGGCCCAUUAAUUUAAAUGGGCCUAGUCUGAGUAGAACUUAGUUGGAUACAACUAAAUGCCAAUAGCAGGCUGGAAAAUGAGAUUAUAGGUUAGGAGUUCCAAUUGCAUGACAAUUUCCUCAUCAGGUUAAGAUUUUAAUUGUAAGAUCCGUGACAAUGCUAAAGAUUUAAAAAUGAACCCUUGUAUUCCAAUUGCCUUGUUUGAUCUCAAGGUUUCACCAUUAUUAUUUGGAGCUGUUUGUCAGCCUGUGACAGUAAGUUAGACCCAAAGCCACUGUUAAAUAAUGGUGGGUGAGAAGGCAUUAACCAUUACAAACACACCCAAUCCUAUAAGUUAUAAUAUAGUUAACAUAUUUAUAUCAUGAUGCACACUUUUCUGGCUACCUUAUUUGCUGAGGCAGCUAGGUGUUGAUUUUUAAUAUAUAUCUCCCCUCCAGUGAAAUGGGAUAUUAAUAAAAUUCAUGUUUAGCUAAUUGCACCCAAAGUUCUGAUUGAAAUGACUGAAGGUGGCAUUGUUACAGCCUGAUUCCUCUUCAGUAUUCAAUAUUGCUAACAAUUGAAUAAGGCAGAGUUCUUGGCAAGAGAUUAAUGUAGCGGUAAGCUACCAGAUUUUUGAAAAAGCAAUUUACUUUUUAACCUGUGUUUAAGUCCCAGGCACUUUGUAAGCAAACAAAUGAACUCAAUAAGUUUGAGCUGUCAGUCUGUUGUUUGCAACAUCUUGCCAUGACAUAACUUUAGAGAAUUGCUGACAGAGAGAGAGCACCCAUAUUGACAUCUGUUUUAGUUUUAAGGAGGUUACCAUUUCAUUUUAAAGAUAGCAAGGGCUGUGGUACACAAACAGCUACACUGAAUUCAUGCAAGCUGUUGCAUCUUACAGGACAGGACAGUGCAAAUCUUGUGUGAGCCACUGACAUUCCCAAAUUCUGUCACAAUAUAUAACAUCUGAUCAGUUAUGGUGAUUAAUAUGGGUCUCUGAGAGUAUAGCUACGUUGGAGAGAGAACACAGGCUUCUGGUACGGUUUUCUGGAUUCCAACCCCAGCUGUAGCAUAGUUUGGUCUAGGCUCUAUCCUAACCAAAAUUUAGACUUUAGACAAAGCAGUUUUAAUGCUGUGUAGGUGGUUUCUGUCUUCUCCCUUCACAUGAACUAGCAAACAAUCAAGGAAGUCUUCCAAUUGACCCAUAGAUCUCAUUUUGUCCAAACUAGGAAACGAUGAUUGGAAGCAGUCAUGAUAUUAAACCACCAUUUGAAGCUAUCUUAAUAUCCCGGCUUGUUCUGAAGCUAGUAACCAUAGUUUCCUGGUUCGGACACAACAGGAAACUAUGGUUAAUGGAUGGCUUCCUGGUUUAUUUUCCAGCUUACACAAAGGGCUGCAGGCAAGAGCGAAAAGCCAGUUUGCAUCUUGGUUUAUGAGGCUGAGAUAUGAUCCCCUGAAUGUGGUCACUCAAAGUAAGUUAGCUGAGAGUCCAAACCUGAAUUCUUGUUUAGGUCUUCAAUGAUAUAGCCAUUUUUUUCCCUGUGACAGCAGCAGGAUCUGUCCCAUCAAAAGACAACUUGCACUGUACACUUGGCAAAUGGGACAGACUUCCCCACCUCUGUUCAAUUGGCUAUGCAAAGCCGACUGCAAGCAAACAGGCUCAGGCUCUGAUUGGCCGAAAAGGAUCCCAAGUCUGGGCAGGAUCCUGUUCCUCAUGCACCCAUUUCUUUUGUGUGCAUCACUCUCUGCUGUGAUUUAUUUGAUGUUUAGGUUUAACAAUAUACCUUCUUCAGCUCCCUGCUUCUCCUUAAAAAAAAAAAAAAAAGGAAAUAAUUCUCAGGUACAGUGUUAACGACACUGCAUGUGGUUCUUUGCUAGAUGCUAAAAGACAUACAUACGCACACACAUACCAAAUAGUUACAGAUACUGUGAAUUGCCUCAGGACUCAAAACUGCUCAUGAGAUGCAAUCACUUGACUAUAAAAAUGACAAGAAUGGAAUCUUUAACAUUUUAAAACUGAGCAAGCUUCUGUGAAAAAUCUAGUAAGCUUUCAAUUUCUAAGCACUUUUAUGAAUGAUUUAGUAAAUGGUUAAAUGGUCUUCUAUCCUGUACUGCAAUAAAAUGUUUUCUUAGGAACCUAUUUCUGAGACAUUAUUUUCAUAGAGGCGAUGAUUUAAAGUCGGAGUGGGGAACCUUUGGUCCUCCAGAUGUUGCUGAACUACAAUGCCCAUCAGCCCUAGCAAGCAUGGCCAAUGACCAGGGAUGAUGGGAGCUGUAGUUCAGCAACAUCCUGAUGGCCAAAGAUUCCCCAUAUCUGCUUUAAAGAAAACCAAGGGCAUGUGGGGUUUCCAUUGCCCUCUAUGGAACAGCAAAGCCCAAUGUUUUUGUCCAUUUCUAUCAUUUGAAACGGGGAAAGCGCUGGCUGAAAUGUGUAGUUCUCUCUAACAUGGCAGUUGUUGCUUCUAUAUCCAGCGAUAUUAAUGGAGGUAUAUGGUGGGUUACUAAAUGGGUUGGCAUCCUGCACUUAAAACUUCUUUUGAAAAGUAAAAAGAAAAAAUUUUUUAUGCUUGGAAUAAAUUAUGCUUUUCAGAAAAAA